Penicillium cinerascens is the source of this 2251-nucleotide messenger RNA. RefSeq lists its product as uncharacterized. The record is from RefSeq and is a predicted model, not a curated record. The coding region runs from base 37 to 2229 and encodes 730 amino acids. Lineage: Eukaryota; Fungi; Ascomycota; Eurotiomycetes; Eurotiales; Aspergillaceae. The transcript is spliced from 5 exons.
CUUCUCCUUUUGAUUGAGGCUGUUUCUAAGAAAGCCAUGUCCAUUCUUGACUUGUCUGCGAUCAAGAAGAAGCAAGCGCCUAACCCCGAGUAUUAUCGGCGACGUCGUCAACAACUUGAGAAAGGUAUCGUUCAAAGACGACAUGCUGUCUCAACCAAAAACAAUAUUGAUUAUAUCAAAAGACGGUGGCGCAGACACUGCGAAUACUUAGGGGAAGACCCUCUUCAGUUCCUCGUUGCGGCACGGAAAGAGGAUAUCAUGAUCUUUCUGGAAUGGAUACUUGACAACUCCAAUAUUAAGAAGUUUAGCAGCCUACACGAACUCUGGAGGCAAUGGUGCCAGCUCUAUCGCAAAGCUGUUGGACGUAGUCUUCAUGCAAAGUGCUGCCAGGACAUCAAUGAUUACAUGAAAGAGAAUCUGGUCACGCGUUACAAUCUUGAUAUGUCUGUUGGAGAAAAACCCGUCAUGAACGUUGACGAUUUGUAUCUUGUCCUCCACCAUCAUUGGACAAAAGACACAACACCCUACCCUGAUGGCCGACAAAUAAUCCAGCUCGCCUUCCUUCUUUUGGUAUCGGCUUAUACUGCGAGUCGACCAGGAGCACUGGUGUAUGUUGAAAAGAACGAGCGUACUAAUGUUCAGCACUUUUUCAGCAAUGCGGACGAUCAAGAGGAGGAACAUGAAGAUGAUUGGGACCUCAGGCAUGAGGAUCUCAAAACUCUUUGUUACGGACAGAUCAGCUUGAUUCUGCUACCAAACCCUGGAGGCAAGCGUGACCACCUUGUCAUGGAAAUUGACUUGAAGCAUACCAAGGGCCAUCAAGGCAGACCGAAAAAGAAAAUAUUCUUGAUGUCUGAAGUGAAGCAGCCUGUCUUCGACGUCAUAGUUCUUUUGCUUGCAAUGGCGAUUCUUGACGACGCCUUUUUAGCAAAUAUUCGUUCGGUCGAGGAUAUUUUCAAGACUCGUGUAUCUUUACCGCGUCGAUCCUUGAGGUUGGAUUUCAAAAAAGACAAACUCAACGUGCCCAUCUGUCGCCAGCCAGUUUCCACUUCUUCUGGAAUGACUACUGACCACAUCAAACCUCUGAAGUACCACACCUAUUUAUAUUUUCUCCAGCGAUUAAGCUUAGCUGUAGGUAUGAUUCGGGCUAUGAAACCUUACGAUCUCCGGCGCGGUACUGGUGAGGCGGUCGACAAAACUGCAUCACUACCAUUGCUCCAGCAGGUGAUGGGCCACGUCUAUGCCAGCACAUUUCAGAAAUAUAUGAACCAGCGAGUUCAGACACAUGUUCAAGCCGCGUUUCUCGGGUUACCUUCGGAAGAUGCAUUAAUGAACAUCCUUAGCCACCAAAGUCGCUUCAUUGAUCCUCGAGCCCCGUCUAAAUACGACGAUUUGCCUGAGAAAAAUAGGGCUUCCCUAACAAACCACCCUGAGAUAAUACGCCUGCAGCAAAUGCGUGAUACCCUCGCAGUGGAAGCUAGGGAGCUAUAUGGGUCUAUGAAGAAUGCAACAGACACAAAGAUUGGAGAGCUCAAAGCAAAAGCAGAUGCUGCAUUGAGAGUAGCCAAAAAGAAGUUGAAAGAAUCAACGUUCACUGGUGCUCGCAAUGAGUUUUUUGCCACUAUCGAUACUGUGGAAAUCAACAAGCAACUUGAUCCAUCACUAUUGGACAUGAAACAGGAUACUUACGAGCCGGAACAAGUUGUCCACUGCCUCAAAGAGCGUCGCCGAGUGGCAGAAUUAAUGCAAGCCCCAUGCCAGGAGCCUCCGCAAGAAGAUGACAUCCUACGACGAGUUGUUUUAAUAAAUGCCCUUAUUGAUCUUGGUCGUGUCGAAAGAGUACCAUCCGAAAACCUGGUUUCAAAAGAAUCGGCACAGGUUACAAUCACCAGCGAAAGCCAGAAGUCCUCACCAGAUGACCCCCCUCGAUCAGAACAAGGUCUUUCUCCCUCUCCAGAGCCACGAGACCGACCAAUUUCUCUCACAAAUCGGCACUGUCUCUUCUGCGUCUUUGAGCCAAACUACCAAUGUUAUUUCGCAACAACACGUAAAGCCAGAGAGCACUUCGAGAAGCAUCUCCGUCACUUCAAGAGAGACGAGUUUAUCUCAUGCCCCGAUAAAUUUUGCGGACUUGCUUUUCGUGGACAUCGAGCCUUCAAAAACCAUGCAGAGAAGGUUCACUCAAUACGUUACUUCACCGAAGCACAGCGUAUCAAAGCUGGCUUAUAGAUUGUUUUGAUUGGUCGCGGAC